Messenger RNA from Bombina bombina (fire-bellied toad), 1200 nucleotides. It is a transcript of the gene CTSE, whose product is annotated as cathepsin E. Bases 1 to 1170 code for a protein of 389 amino acids. Gene Ontology annotation, cellular component: endosome. The transcript has 9 exons. The record is from RefSeq and is a predicted model, not a curated record. Gene Ontology annotation, biological process: proteolysis. Gene Ontology annotation, molecular function: aspartic-type endopeptidase activity. Lineage: Eukaryota; Metazoa; Chordata; Amphibia; Anura; Bombinatoridae.
AUGAAGCAGGUAAUGCUGUUGCUACUAUGGGCUGCCAUUGUUCAUGGGGUAAUAAGGGUUCCCCUGAAGAGGCAGAAGUCUAUGCGAAAAUCUCUUAAGGAGAAGGGGAGACUCCACAGACUCUGGACUUCACAAGGGCUAGAUAUGAUUCAGUACACAGAGUCAUGUAACCUCGGACAAACGCCUAGUGAGCCCCUCAUUAACUACAUGGAUGUUGAAUAUUUUGGAGAGAUCUCCAUUGGAUCCCCUCCUCAGAACUUCACAGUGAUAUUUGACACCGGCUCGUCAAACCUUUGGGUCCCAUCUGUUUAUUGUACAAGCUCAGCCUGCACUCAACAUUCCAGGUUCCAGCCCAGCCAAUCAAACACCUACAGCAAUGAUGGGAGUAAGUUUUCCAUUCAGUACGGAACAGGCAGCCUAUCGGGUAUAAUAGGAACAGACCAGGUUAUUGUGCAAGGUAUAAAUGUGCAGAACCAACAGUUUGGAGAAAGCGUGUCAGAACCAGGAAGCACGUUUGUUGAUGCAGAAUUUGACGGUAUCUUGGGCCUGGCAUACCCAUCAUUGGCAGUGGGAGACUGCACCCCUGUAUUUGAUAACAUGAUAGCUCAGAAUCUAGUGGAAAUGCCACUGUUUGGGGUUUAUUUGAGCAGGGAUUCUAGCUCUUCCGUUGGAGGAGAACUGAUUUUUGGGGGAUUUGAUUCAUCUCGUUUCUCUGGUCAGCUAAACUGGGUCCCCGUUUCUAACCAAGGAUACUGGCAGAUCCAGCUGGAUAACAUUCUGGUAGGAGGUGAAGUUGUGUUCUGCAGUGGGGGAUGUCAAGCCAUCGUAGAUACUGGUACUUCCAUGAUCACAGGCCCACCAAGUGAUAUCAUUCAACUUCAAAAUGCAAUUGGAGCCACAGAUUCAGAUGGGGAGUAUGUUGUGGAGUGCAGUAAUCUCAAUGUGAUGCCUGCAGUGACAUUUACAAUCAAUGGUGUUGGAUAUACAUUGACGGCUGAGCAGUACACACUCAUGGAUGGCCCAUACUCCUGCAGUAGUGGUUUCCAGGGUCUUGAUAUUCAGCCACCAGCUGGCCCCUUGUGGAUUCUUGGGGAUGUUUUCAUUGGACAGUAUUACUCUGUAUUUGAUCGUGGUAAUAACAGGGUUGGGCUCGCCCCAGUGGUUCCUUAACCAUCAGAUUCUUAUGAAGUGCAAACCAGA